GUGAACUCCUUGGAGUUUCUAGGACAGUACCUGCUGGAGAAAGCUGGUGUUGAUGAUCUCGCCUUCACUAGCUCAUUAGAAAAGUCCCUUGUACCAGCUGAGCGUUAUGAGGAUGAAGAUGAAGAGGUUACCAGGAUCAAUGGUCACGGUCAAACUGAGGGUCAGGAGGAAGAGGUCAAGGCCGACUGGGGAGACAUUGAACCAGAGGAUCGAGAAAUAGAAAAUUACUACACACAACACCAUGAUCAUGAUAGUUCUGACCCACCCCCACUAGACGACUCUUCACAUCAGUUGGAUGAGGAAAACGAUGAUAUUGUCAAAGACAGGAGUCUGAGUGAGACUGUCAGACCCCCAGCAGACAUGCCAGAGAAAGCACAAAUGGAACAGAGUGAAAAAGAAGAAAACCGACGUCAAAGACAACAGAAAAAUCAGCGGCUCGUUCAACAGGCGGACAAUUUACGAGUCACGUUCGGCUCCAUGAGGCUCACUGGCAAAUAUGAACGACUGAGUGCUAAGCAAUUCCAUGACCAUCCAGAAAAGAGAACGCCCAUUGCCAUGGAGAUACUUAGUAGCGAGGUGGAGUACAACAGAACUCUUCAGGCAGUGAAGAAAGUUUAUGUCGAUCCACUACGAGCCGCCUUAAAUUCAAACAGGGCAAUAGCAAGUUUUCAAAAUGUACAGAUUAUUUUUACUGACUUGCUGCAGUUGUUGGAUGCAAGCAG
Molecule: messenger RNA, 722 nt
Organism: Saccostrea cuccullata (small rock oyster)
Lineage: Eukaryota; Metazoa; Mollusca; Bivalvia; Ostreida; Ostreidae
Exons: 7
Molecular function (GO): guanyl-nucleotide exchange factor activity
Source: RefSeq, a predicted model, not a curated record